GACCCUCCACUGCAGUCGUCCACGUGGGAUGCCUCCCGUGUGCUUGGAACCAUCCCCGGAGAGUUCACCUGAUGUCUCCUUAAUGUGAUGCUAGAGAUUUUGCUGAGCGCAUUUAAGGGUUUUCGGUGGCUGCUGCUACUUUUUGUUUAUUUAUUUUCUUUCUCUGAGCCGGGCCUCGCCCUCCUCCCGCUGACAUGAUGGCCCAGUCCAAGGCCAACGGCUCGCACUAUGCGCUGACCGCCAUCGGCCUGGGGAUGCUGGUCCUCGGGGUCAUCAUGGCCAUGUGGAACCUGGUGCCGGGCUUCAGUGGUGCCGAGAAGCCGAUGGCUCAGGGCAACAACAAGACCGAGGUGGGCAGUGGCAUCCUCAAGAGCAAGACCUUCUCUGUGGCCUAUGUGCUGGUCGGGGCCGGGGUGAUGCUGCUGCUACUUUCCAUCUGCCUGAGCAUCCGGGACAAGAGGAAGCAGCGGCAAGGCGAAGAGAUGGCACACAUUCAGCACCCGGCGGGCGCUGGGUCCCAUGCCCAGGAGGAGGACAGCCAGGAGGAGGAGGAAGAGGAGGAGGUCGCCUCAAGGUACUAUGUCCCCAGCUAUGAGGAAGUGAUGAACACGCACUACUCAGAAGCGAGGGAGACAGAGCCGAACCCGAGGCUAAGCAUCUCUCUCCCCUCCUAUGAGUCGUUGACGGGGCUCGACGAGACGACCCCCACGACCACCAGGGCCGACGUGGAGACCAGCCCGGGGAACCCACCGGACAGGCAGAACUCUAAGCUGGCCAAGCGCCUGAAACCGCUGAAAGUCCGAAGGAUUAAAUCCGAAAAGCUUCACCUCAAAGACUUUCGGAUCGACCUGCCGGACAAAAACGUCCCUCCUCCCUCCAUUGAGCCUUUGACGCCUCCACCGCAGUACGACGAGGUCCAGGAGAAGGUCCCCGACGCCCGGCCACCCGACUGAGCGGCCCCUCCCCAGUCACGGUCCCUCCCGACCCACACCCUCCGCACCGACAGGUCACAACGA
Carlito syrichta (Philippine tarsier) is the source of this 1016-nucleotide messenger RNA. It is a transcript of the gene TMEM51, whose product is annotated as transmembrane protein 51. The coding region runs from base 195 to 953 and encodes 252 amino acids. Lineage: Eukaryota; Metazoa; Chordata; Mammalia; Primates; Tarsiidae. The transcript is spliced from 2 exons. The record is from RefSeq and is a predicted model, not a curated record.